Aethina tumida (small hive beetle) is the source of this 3838-nucleotide messenger RNA. It is a transcript of the gene Ge-1, whose product is annotated as enhancer of mRNA-decapping protein 4 homolog. NCBI's taxonomy places the organism in Eukaryota, Metazoa, Arthropoda, Insecta, Coleoptera, Nitidulidae. The transcript is spliced from 13 exons. Gene Ontology annotation, cellular component: P-body. Gene Ontology annotation, biological process: deadenylation-independent decapping of nuclear-transcribed mRNA. The record is from RefSeq and is a predicted model, not a curated record. The coding region runs from base 246 to 3638 and encodes 1130 amino acids. Gene Ontology annotation, molecular function: protein binding.
UUGGAAAUUCAGAAAAUUCCUUUGGGACUUGUCAAAAAAACCGGCGUCCUCGUGUUUGGAGUAAAACGCCGUACAUUUACCGUUCUAGUUGAAAUUGUACCAUUUCGAACCAAAACAAUAGGUUUUGAAGAUGACCGUGUUUAUUAUUGGUUUAAACGCGUUUUACCAUUGCUGAAAAAAAACACCUGCAGUUCACCAAAAUUCAGUGAUUUUGUUAGUCCGUUUCGUCUUUUGAUUUAACCGAAAUGUCGUCGCCUACACCGAAAUCCAAUCAGCUGAUCAAAUACACUGGGAACGAGACAGAAUACUCUGCACAAAUUGUAGGUCAAAAUGUGACAGUUAUUUGCAAGCCGGGAGUGCACACUCUGGGCAGCUCCAAAGUCAAGUUGAUAAACAAGAUAGAUUACAAUUGGGAGUUUCGAUACUACCAUGGGCAUCUAAUUGCAGCCCACAUUAAUGGCAAAGUCUUUGCCUAUGCAAUGAAAGGAAAGGAUGGAGGAAUGAUUCGAGUUUGUAAUCUUGAGACUGAUGUAAGAGCGCUUAUUAAAAACCUAAAGGAUGAUGUUAGGGACAUAUCUUUUGCUGUAUCAAAGCAGGAGAUUAUUUUAGGCUGUGUAGAUUCAGAGGGCAAUGUUCUAAUUUACCAAAUACAUGAUCAACCUAGUGAAAUUAAAUAUGAGCUAUUACUGCACAUAUACCUUGGCAAUAUAAAUGUGACAAGAUCACACAUAAACUACAGGAUAAUUUGGUGUCCUUAUGUUUCAAACUUUGAUGAGGAGGACACAGGAGAAGAUCCUGAGCGCAUGUUUGUUGUAUUAAAUGGCCCAAAGGCUGAAGUUUACAAUGUUGACAUAAUGAACAGCAAACAUGGUGUUGGUCCAUUUCAAACAGAUGAUUCCUAUGAAGGCUACAUUGGAAUUGACCACAAUGAUGACCUUGUUGAUGCUUCUUUUUCCACUGAUGGAACUGCUAUUGCUAUUGCCUCUGUUGAUGGCUUUGUUAAAUUUUUCCAGUUGUAUAUGGGUGAUGAAGAGAAGGAGAAGUGUUUGCAUCAAUGGAAACCUCAUGAAGGUAGACCUUUGUCUUCUAUUAUAUUCAUUGAUAAUGUUUUAGAGUACAGCUCAGAGUGCUGGAAGUUUAUGAUAACAGGAGCCCACAACAACUCAGAGAUCAAAAUUUGGUCCUGUGAAACUUGGUCAUGCCUUCAGAUGAUCACCUUCAAGUCUGAUCCAACAUCCCCAAUUCCAACCUUGUAUUUUAACAUGUCAAUUGAUUACACAAGUCGAUAUUUGGUUGUUUCAGACAUAAACAAUAGGGUGUUGUACAUCAUACAACUGGAGAGGAUCGACAACGAACAGACGGUACGCGUGUCCACUCUGUCCCAGUUUCAGCUGCCCGCCGCCUUCCUCAGUUUCCACAUACUCGACGCUUGUUCCAAGAAGCUGCCCUAUUCGUUCGAGGACAGUGCGGAGGACAUUUACUCGGUAGGCGGUGGCGACGACGACGACGACGUGGAGACCCUCAUCGAGGCCAACUAUCUCCAAAUGUUGGUUGUGCAGCCUAAAAAGUUCCAAGAGUGCAAGGUGAUCUAUUCACCGGAGCUUUUAAUUUACAAAACCAAAUGUGAUAUCAUCGGACAAGACGAAGCCGGCGAUCAAAAUGUACCGAAACUAGACGAUCUCCAGAACUCAGUUUCGUUGCUGAUCCAACAGCAAAGCGGCAAAAAUGGUCAGAUGAAUCUGAUGACGCCGGAAGAUUUCCGGGAUCCCAACGAGUUGAGACCGUCCAGUGUGAGGAACUCUUUGACUGGCGACGGCCAGAACUCGAACGAGGGCACUGUCGAUAACCUCAUAGAUUUUAAAUUGCUGCAGAAGGAUAAUUUUGCUAGCGGUGGUUCGAGUCCUAGCCGGGAGGUACAGGAGAUCCUGUCGCUGAACAACUCGACCUAUUCGACCCAAGACUUCUUCGACAACCUGUCGAAGCUGUCGGUGAGUGCCCAGGAUGCGGCGGAGGAGGACGACGACACGAUAACUGCACCCCAAAAACCCCAGGAGUACAAUGGCGUGGCGUCGACCGUGUCGACGAACGAGGUCAACGACAGAGCUGCCAACGAGGACCUGGACGUCGCUUCGUUGUUGACCAACAACACGUCCUCGUCCUCGACGGACAUGGUGUGGCCGAAGCUUCCUAUUGUAGACAAUUCUGAAAUGGUCAAGGAGGGCGAGAUUGUCAUUGGUGAACGGGCGGAGGAGGCGGCCGCCCAGCCGACCACCGACGACGUCAACAAUAGCAAUCUUCAGUCGAUCAACUUCAGAAUUAGCUCGUUGGAGAACACGAUUCGCGAACAAAGCAUCCAGCUGCAAAAGCUGUCGUCCGAGAUGCGAGAGAGGGAGAAGGAAUCCAGGGAGUGGCACCUCAAGGAACUCGAGCUGUUGGUGUCCAAGCAGAACCUCCAGCUGGCCAAGGUGGCGGAGAACGUGGCCAGCGUGGCGGCCUCACGAAAGUCGGACGCAGGUGCCCAACAGGAACACCGACUUGCUUUGGCUGUGUCUGAGGUGGUGGAGCGUCGCGUCGGCGACCGCAUGAGGGAGACCGUUGCGGCCGAAGUCACGACCAGGAUAGCCCCGCAGCUGUUGCAAAUGAUGGAUCAAUACAGGAAGCAAAUCGAUGUUUUGUUCGCCCAGAGGAUGGCCAGCGCCGACGUGGCCCUCAAGGACAGCAUUUCAAAAGCCAUCAACAACACGACCCUCGCCGAAUCUCUGAGCUUGUCCGUGGCCAAGAUAGUGGCGCCCAGCCUGGAGAAGUGUUACAGGGACAUCGUGUACUCAUCACUCGUGCCUUCGUGGGAAAAGGUGUGCAGCCAAAUGUUCCAGCAGAUCAACGAAACGUUCUCGCAGGGCACCAAGGAGUACACCGCCUGCGUGGAGAACUACAUGGACAGGCAGAGGCGCGUCCAGGAGAAGGGUAAAGACAUGAUGGCGCAGAUGCACAACGUCUCUGAGAACAUGAAGUCUAACGCUGACCGGCUCGCAGCCACCAUCACCGCCGAGUUCCAGAAGCAGUUCAACUCGUCGUUUAAAAACAUGCAAGAUCGACUGACCUCCAACCUGAGGGAGACGGUGAGUGCGGAAGUGAAGCAGGCGUUCAAGAACCACGCGUCGGUUUUGGAGGACAGUGUGAUCAACGCCGUGCGGUCCAGGGCUGUCACCCCGUCACCCCACUUCGACACACAAGCGACGUUGCAGCAAAUUCAACAGUAUUUAACCCGGGGCAACUACGACGAGGCGUUCCAACUGGCACUUGGGGCUGAAAACCUGUCAUUUGUGAUCUACGCUUGCGAAAAAACUGACAUUAAUACUCUUUUCGGUGACGAGUGCUUGCUGAAGCCGAGUUGUCUAUUGGCUUUGAUUCAGCAGCUCAGCAUGGACCUCAUUCACUACACUGAGCUCAAAUUCAGUUAUAUUCAAGCUGCGUUGUUGGCCCUCUCGACUGAAAACUCCAGCACAAAGCAGUUCAUUCCAAAAGUGAUUAAAGAUCUGCUGAAGCAGCUGCACAUAUUUUUGAACACCAGCACUUCCGCCAAACACAUAAAGGAGGCUAAACUUUUGAAGAUGGUGGCUGAAAGUUUCUUGAAGUAAUUUGCCUAUAUCAUUUGCGUUUUGCUGUAAUGACUAUUAUUAUUAUUUAAGUCGAUAUAUUUUUAUAUUAUUUUAUUCCAGUGUAAUAUAUAUGUUUAGGUUAUUUGAAUUUUGUUUUGUGUUAUAAAUUGCUGCAAACAGCAAUUUUUGUUAAUCUAAGAAAUGACGAUUUUUAACAAUUGAAUAAAUUGUAUAUAUCA